AUGGGUCCUCCUCGCCGAGCUCGUUCCAAUUCUUCUGUAUCAACUCACUCUCAGCAAAGUCGUCACCGACAGCCGCAAUUACAAGAGCCAACUCCUCCAGAACCCCCGUCUGCACAAUCACAUCUAGGAAUGUCUCCCCAGUCGCGCUAUCUAUCGAACAUGAAGGUUGUUCGUCGUAGAGACCCCUCUAUUGUAUCCAUAUUCGAUCAGUUCAGUCACGUCUGUGUGUACCACCAUAAUGGCGACAAAUGGGAGAAGCAGGGUUAUGAGGGGAGUAUGUUUUUGUACGAGCGGGAUUCUUACCCACCCUAUGGUCUCUAUAUUUUGAAUCGUGUGGGCAUGGAUGACUACAUCCAGCGACUCUAUCCAGAAGAUGGCAUAAGCGCACAUGGUUCGUAUCUCAUGAUGCGUCAUUAUCCCGACUUUACCGCCCGCAGGCUCGCAGAAGCACGAGCCAAUCUACCCCUCUCCAAGCAGGAAGGUCCUGCAUCUAAAUUCGCUCCUGAGUUCGUCGUGCCAAAUUUAGAACAACUACAAGAUGCUGAGAAAGGCCGAUCACAAACGGUCGGGUUGUGGUGCUUUGCAACUGAUGCAAGAGAAAGUAUGCAAGACGUUGUGUUGAGAUUGCAUAGCUAUAUCAAGAAGAAUCUUCCAUAUCCAGAGGAGUAUAGAUAUGGCCCGGAUCGUCCUCCUCCCCCGAACUUCCGGUCAUCAUCGAGGGCCAGCGAACGUUCACAUAUGCGCUCAGCAUCGAGCGCAUCCAACGCCAGCAGCAUACAUAGCAUUUCGGAGUCGGAAGAGUAUCAUACAGGAAGUCAACCUACCUCUUCGGAAAGUAGUUCCAACGGGAAUGUAUCCGAGCUCGAUAAACUGUUUGCCAAGCUAGGGGGCACGGGAUCCACUCCACAGCAGAUUCCCUUACAAUCACGGACUAAGGAGUCGACUGCUGCAAGUUUACUAAUUGGCCUAUCCGGCAGUGGAAAUACUCAUAGAACGGCGUCCGUUCCACCACCGACCUCCAAUUCUGUCCCUCCGGCUCGCGGAUUAGCUUUAUUGGAUACCAUCUUCGCCUCAGCACCGCCACCACCACCAUCAAGCCAACACAGUCGUGGAUCAUCUCGCUCUGGAGCAGCAUCAGCUUCCCUCCACUCAUCAGCUUCCCUCCACUCAUCUGUUUCCAUACAUUCACAAACCACAUAUACUACACAAGCUCAGUCCACGACGUUCGGACACACUGCCAGCUCACAAAGUCCUCUCAUCCUUUCUCCCAAACCAACUUCUACUGCGCUACCUCAGGUGCUCAAUCAAGAUGUCAUCUCCACGCUCCUUGGGUUCCCUGCGUCCCGUGCCUAUGAGGGUGACAACGAGGCAAGCGAUGACGGGUCUAUCUCAGAAGGAGGAUAUUCUGUUUCUAGCACUGUACUUGAUGCUGACGCAGAAGAUAAUAUGGAGCUACAUGUUGCAGGGUCAUCCUCUGGGCUGCCACUCCUCGCUGUACCUAUAGGCCAAUCUGAGUCCAACCGCACAAGAAAUGGGAGUGGCAAAACCCUGGGCGAUGUCACCCCUCGUCCGCCACUCCGAGGCUUCAACUCUGAUAUCACGGUGGUCGGGGACCUCCUCACAGCUGCUCAGACUCAGAAGCACUCGCGUGCCUCACCACACCUUCAUAUUCCCUCUGUCGCAUCUCCGCGACCUGGGGACCCAGAUACCACGCCGACAUUGACCAGCGUCAAUGGCACACAUAGCGUACCCAAACCUCGUUCGCUUAUUCCAUUCGAGGCAGAUUCUGACUUGUGGCCAUACCCUCGUGCUCCGUUUGUCGAAGCAGAUUCCGAUGUGAUCGAGCUCGACUUUGCUGAUACGAGUGCGUUGAGCGAUUCGGAUGCAUUUGCAAGGGAGCAGCGCUCGAAGAAUAGGAGGAGCCUGAAGAAGGGUCGGAAGGAGCGGGAGAAGGACCGUGAGCGAGAGAGAGAGGAGAUAGAGAAGAGCUGGGAUGUGCCACCGCCUGUCAAUGUUGUACCAACUUCGCAGCCUCAAGGUGUCGUUUCGACACCUGCAGUUCCUGUUAAUGGCAAGGCCAAACAUGUACGCUCGGAGCGUGCUGGCUCUGUGGCUAGCCAGAACUCUGUUGAUGGCUCAAACGCCAUCGACGCUCACGCUGUCCACGCAUCUCUCCUGUCUGCUCUCGCCCAGAAGAAUGCAAGUUCGAGUAAUUUAUCGAAGAACGACUUUGUCCGGGAAGUUUUGACUCUCAUACACACGGACAAAGAUUUUGUGAACACUCUUUGGCAGGAGUACGCCUCGAGUGCCAAAUGA
Messenger RNA from Suillus subaureus, 2316 nucleotides. RefSeq lists its product as uncharacterized. Gene Ontology annotation, biological process: deadenylation-independent decapping of nuclear-transcribed mRNA; positive regulation of catalytic activity; deadenylation-dependent decapping of nuclear-transcribed mRNA. Gene Ontology annotation, molecular function: enzyme activator activity; mRNA binding. Gene Ontology annotation, cellular component: P-body. The record is from RefSeq and is a predicted model, not a curated record. Bases 1 to 2316 code for a protein of 771 amino acids. Lineage: Eukaryota; Fungi; Basidiomycota; Agaricomycetes; Boletales; Suillaceae. The transcript is spliced from 5 exons.